AUGAUCUUUGCAAUGAUCUUGCAUAUCGUGAUGUACAGACCUGCAUCAUCGGUUGCCAAGAAGAUUGUUUGUGAUCGGUACAACUGGAGCAUGGUCUCUGCCUGCAGCAGAAAGGAUGAUGAGGACAUGACAAGAGAACAAGUAGAUACUUCUUGGAUGUGUCGGGAGAUAGGAAUGCACUGCAGGAAAAGCAAAGGUCAGAGACGAAGACGAGGCCACGGAGAUGCAGGCGGAGUGUUGGAGAAGAUGGAGAGAGCGGUGAUGGAGGUGGAGGUGGAGGUGGUGGAGGUAGUGGUGGUGAUGAUGAUGGUGGUGAUAUGA
Guillardia theta CCMP2712 is the source of this 321-nucleotide messenger RNA. RefSeq lists its product as hypothetical. Bases 1 to 321 code for a protein of 106 amino acids. The transcript has a single exon. Lineage: Eukaryota; Cryptophyceae; Pyrenomonadales; Geminigeraceae. The record is from RefSeq and is a predicted model, not a curated record.